Molecule: messenger RNA, 558 nt
Organism: Phycomyces blakesleeanus NRRL 1555(-)
Lineage: Eukaryota; Fungi; Mucoromycota; Mucoromycetes; Mucorales; Phycomycetaceae
Exons: 4
Coding region: 1-558 (185 amino acids)
Source: RefSeq, a predicted model, not a curated record
AUGUCAAACAACAACAACAAUUCAGAAUGCAAGUGCUCUAAAUGCUCUUCCAAUAGCAUGGGAUUUGUUUUGGUGUCUACCCAAACACUCAGAAGACAUGCACAACAGGAUAUCGUGAGACAAUAUCAGUCAGGAUAUUCUUCCUCAGUUGUAGAAGUAAUGUCAAAUGACAAUGACAUGGAGAUUGACUUUGAAGACAAAGUUGAUGCCAAAGAUCAAGUUGAAGCCGAAGACUUACCUCUUUUUGACAUUGAUUCCUUGUUUGAUUCUGAAAGUGAAGAUGAGGGUGUCAUUGAAGCAACCAUUUUGGAUAUUUCUGACGGUGAAUCUGAUGAUGUUAGAGAGCACUUUUCUUCAUCCAAUAUGCCAGUCGAUCCUACUCAUGCUUUCAUUGCUUCUUUUGCUGCCUUCUUCAUAUCCAAAUAUGUUGUCAAUUCUGGUGGUGCUGUUCUGUUAAAGUUUCUUAACAAAGUAUUGGCACACUUUGGACAGUCUUUCUGUCUUCCCCUCAGUAUAAACGAUGUCAACUCUAUGACCGGUCUCAGCAACAUGACUUGA